Messenger RNA from Cyprinus carpio (common carp), 719 nucleotides. RefSeq names its product NADH dehydrogenase [ubiquinone] 1 alpha subcomplex subunit 11-like. Gene Ontology annotation, biological process: mitochondrial respiratory chain complex I assembly. Lineage: Eukaryota; Metazoa; Chordata; Actinopteri; Cypriniformes; Cyprinidae. The record is from RefSeq and is a predicted model, not a curated record.
AGAAUGAGGUCAAGAAGAAGCUUUAGCUCAAAAGAUAAACUUUAUGGCCUAUCACUGCAUUAUCUUACACAAACUAAACUGAGUGAGAGAAUAUAGCUUUUUUUUUUAAAGGAAGAAGGAAAUGUGGUUCACACUCCAUAGCAGUUGGUGGCGCUAACGGACCGCUCGUUGUGCACCAACUGUCAAUAAACUCAAGAAGAAGAACUCUCGCGCUAUCCCAGUCGUGUCCUUGAUGCAGAAAUGGGCUACUGGGAUCUGGAAGAGGGCAAGGACUGCGUUGCCAAAACAUGGAUCACCACAAAAAUAGCCACUGCCAUCGGGCUGGUAGGUUCUGCCUACCACAUUGUAGCAUUUCCACCGGAAACAGCUGUUGAGGCUUUGGCCAGAGCAACAUCAGGCACUGUCACCAUGGCCGCCAUGGGUGCCAUCUUUGGAAUGGCCACUUGUCUGAGCGCACAGGCCAGAGAAGCACCUGACGACCCAACCAACUAUUUCAUCGGUGGAUGUGCUUCGGGUAUUUUCCUCGGAGCACGAACACACAGUGCUAUCACCGGUACCACAGCGUGUUUUGGUCUGGGAACUUUGGCUAUGUUCACCAAGAUUGGAAAAAAGGAAGGCUGGAGACUAACAGGACCCCCAAAACUGUGACCUGACAUGUCCCCUAGUGCUUGAUGUGUUUAUAUUGUAUAUUGCUCAAAUAAAUGUAUUAUGAUUAAAAA